Messenger RNA from Orbicella faveolata, 336 nucleotides. Its product is annotated as translation initiation factor eIF2B subunit alpha-like. The record is from RefSeq and is a predicted model, not a curated record. Gene Ontology annotation, molecular function: translation initiation factor activity; guanyl-nucleotide exchange factor activity. Lineage: Eukaryota; Metazoa; Cnidaria; Anthozoa; Scleractinia; Merulinidae. Gene Ontology annotation, cellular component: eukaryotic translation initiation factor 2B complex. Gene Ontology annotation, biological process: translational initiation.
AUGGAAAAAGUUGAUUUGGUCCUAGUUGGGGCAGAAGGAGUUGUAGAGAGUGGUGGAAUCAUUAAUAAAGUUGGUACAUAUCAGAUGGCUGUCAUGACCAAAGCAGUAAACAAACCAUUCUAUGUUGUGGCAGAGAGUUUUAAGUUUGUUCGAUUGUAUCCACUUAACCAGGAAGACGUGCCGAAUCGUUUCAAGUACUCAGGAAGCUCGUCCUGUGUAGAUGGUCAUCCUGUGGUGGAUUACACUCCCCCGUCCUACAUUACUCUGCUGUUCACAGAUCUCGGAGUCCUGACACCUUCUGCUGUAAGCGAUGAACUUAUUAAACUCUAUUUAUGA